Symbiodinium sp. CCMP2592 is the source of this 1923-nucleotide messenger RNA. NCBI's taxonomy places the organism in Eukaryota, Dinophyceae, Suessiales, Symbiodiniaceae. The record is from the annotation of a GenBank genome assembly.
AUGCAAAUUCCCAAGGUGUCAAGAGAAAAGGAGAAAAGCCAACCUUUACACCCGCGCGAGGAUAAGCGGUCACUGGAAGACAGGCCUGCGUAUGCCUUCUUGCAGAACUGUCGUCAACAGACGCUGGAAGGGCUCGCAGGCUACUUCCGUGACCCGGGAGAUAGAAUGGGUGAAAUACUGGAGUUGACGCCGACAGAGUUUACACCAUGUGCACAUGGAGCAGAGCAUGAGGAGGAUGAUUCGCACAAGAUCGGGGAGCUACCCAGCACUGCAAUAUGUGGAAACGACAUCACCGCCAGCUGUUUCUAUGUGGUGGGGGAGCUUUCCAAGAAUGCUGGAGUGUACUCGCCUGUGUGCACGAUACUCUCUUCACUGACGUUGUACUGCUUUCGCAGUGUGUAUGGGGAGGUCGUGACAGCGCUGCCGCUGAAUGGAGGCAUUUACAACCUCCUCCUCAAUUCUUCCACCAAGCAGACAGCAUCCGUUGCUGCCUGCCUUACCAUCUUGUCGUACACAGCCACAGGCGUUGUUUCUUCAGUGAGUGCUGCAGACUACUUGAAGUGUUCGCCUAUGUUCAGCUCCAUCGAAAGUGUGCCGACAGCAAUCUGCAUUCUCGGCUUCUUCGCGGGAUGCAUGCUAAUGGGUAUGCAGGAGAGCUCAGCGGUCGCUUCGAUGCUUUUUGUCUUCCAUCUGUCGGUUUUCUUUAUCCUUGGGACAUUUAGUGUUAUCUUCCUCCAGGAUGCAGGGCUGGGUCAGCUUUACGACAACCUGAACUGGGAGAGGCAGCCUCCUUUCUGGAACUCGAUAUUCUUCGGUUUCUCAUCAGCAAUGCUGGGCGUCUCUGGCUUCGAAACAUCGGCGAAUUUUGUCGAGGAGCAGAAACCAGGCGUCUUUCCAAAGACACUCAGGAACAUGUGGAUGAGUGUUUCUGUCAUCAACGUUGUCCUGCCAAGCCUCGCAGUGGCUGUGAUACCCCUUGACGAACUGACAGGCGAGAAAUCGGCAUACGCACUUGCAUUCCUUGCCGAGCGAGUUGCUGGACCCUUCUUGCGCGAUGUUGUGGCAAUUGAUGCACUUCUCGUGCUGGCUGGAUCUGUGUUGACGAGCUAUGUGGGAGUGGUUGGCCUGUUCCAACGGAUGGCUGGAGACAGGUGCCUGCCGGAAUUCUUCAGUGAGACGAACUCCUGGAGAAACACUCCGCACUACACCAUAUUGGUCUUCUUUGCCGUGUGCUCAUCCAUGUGUGUGAUGCUGGAUGGCGACAUCACCUUGUUGUCUGCUAUCUACUCCAUCUCCUUCUUGCUAGUCAUGGGCCUUUUUGCAUUUGGUGGUCUGUGGCUCAAAAUCAAUCGACCGACUCUGCCACGGGUCAUCAAUGCCCAUCCUGCUUUGUUUGUUUGUGGUCUGCUUCUGGUGAGCUUUGCGUUUACUGCCGUGGUUCUACUACACCCGCAGAUGCUGACGUACUUCUACAUCUACUACGGCAUUACGACCACCAUGGUCAUGCUGACCUUCGCAAGGGUUUCCAUCUUCAGAGCAUUUCUGAAUUUGAUGAAGCAAUCCAAGGCAGUUCGAUUUGUGAUUCAAUGGUUCGUGCAGAAGGACAUUGCUCAUGGGUGGGUUCAUCAAAAACUGAAAAGCCUUCAAAAUCAAGGAGUGGUGUAUUUCACGAAGCGCGCAAGCAUGAGCCAGAUCAACCGAGCUUUACAGUAUAUCGAGGAGAAUGAGGAAGCCAGAUGGGUCAAGGUCAUCCACUGUUACACGGACAGGGAGCCAGUACCAGAAAACCUCCAGGAGAAGCGGCCUCAGAUUUCCCAGCUCUCCUGCUGCACUCCGAAACCUACACAGAUGAUGUCGAUGUUGUCUUGUGAUGAUUUUCGAUGCCUCUUACAGCUUCAAACACUCUGCCGAUGUGCAAGGUGA